Molecule: messenger RNA, 4951 nt
Organism: Equus caballus (horse)
Lineage: Eukaryota; Metazoa; Chordata; Mammalia; Perissodactyla; Equidae
Gene: LDB3
Product: LIM domain binding 3
Biological process (GO): actin cytoskeleton organization; heart development; muscle structure development
Cellular component (GO): Z disc; stress fiber; adherens junction
Molecular function (GO): muscle alpha-actinin binding; actin binding
Source: RefSeq, a predicted model, not a curated record
UAGGGUUACAGUCCAUUUAUGGGCGCGGCAGAGGGCCCAUAUCAGUGUCCAUGGCAUUCGUUCCCAGCUAUUCUUAGGAGGCUCUGAGGAGCUCCACACAGCCUGGCCAGGCAGCAGGGGACGGAGCAGAGGCCGCCGCUGUCAGCACCAGCAUGUCCUACAGUGUGACCCUGACCGGGCCUGGGCCCUGGGGCUUCCGUCUGCAGGGCGGCAAGGACUUCAACAUGCCGCUCACUAUCUCCCGGAUCACGCCGGGCAGCAAGGCCGCCCAGUCCCAGCUCAGCCAGGGUGACCUUGUGGUGGCCAUUGACGGCGUCAACACAGACACCAUGACCCACCUGGAGGCCCAGAACAAGAUCAAGUCUGCCAGCUACAACCUGAGCCUCACGCUGCAGAAGUCGAAGCGGCCUAUUCCCAUCUCCACGACAGCACCUCCGAUCCAGUCCCCUCUGCCGGUGAUCCCACACCAGAAGGUGGUAGCCAACUCUCCAGCCAACGCCGACUACCAGGAGCGCUUCAACCCCAGCGCCCUCAAGGACUCGGCCCUGUCCACCCACAAGCCCAUCGAGGUGAAGGGGCUGGGCGGCAAGGCCACCAUCAUCCACGCGCAGUACAACACGCCCAUCAGCAUGUAUUCCCAGGAUGCCAUCAUGGACGCCAUCGCCGGGCAGGCGCAGGCCCAGGGCAGUGACUUCAGCGGGGCAUCGCCGCUGGCGAGCCUUCCUAUUAAAGACCUGGCCGUGGACAGCGCCUCUCCCGUGUACCAGGCUGUGAUCAAGAACCAGAACAAGCCGGAGGACGAGGCCGAUGAGUGGGCCCGCCGCUCCUCCAACCUGCAGUCGCGUUCCUUCCGCAUCCUGGCCCAGAUGACAGGCACGGAAUUCAUGCAAGACCCUGACGAGGAAGCUUUGAGAAGGUCAAGGCCCCAGGCCUCGGCCUACAGUCCGGCUGCAGCAAGCUCUUCGGCACCUGCCACCCAUACAUACAGUGAGGCCCCAGCUGCCCCUGCACCCAAGCCCCGGGUUGUCACCACUGCCAGCAUCCGGCCCUCUGUCUACCAGCCAGUGCCUGCGGCUACCUACAGCCCUUCCCCGGGGGCCAAUUACAGCCCGACUCCCUAUACCCCCUCUCCUGCCCCUGCCUACACCCCCUCACCUGCCCCCACUUACUCCUCCUCUCCGGCCCCAGCCUAUACCCCCUCGCCUGCCCCAAGCUAUAACCCUGCUCCCUCGGCCGCCUACAGCGGGGGCCCUGCGGAGUCUGCCAGCCGCCCCCCGUGGGUGACAGAUGACAGCUUCUCGCAGAAGUUUGCCCCUGGCAAGAGCACCACCUCCAUCAGCAAGCAGACCCUCCCCCGAGGGGCCCCUGCCUACACCCCGACGACAGGCCCCCAAGUGUCCCCCCUUGCCAGGGGCACUGUCCAGAGGGCCGAGCGCUUCCCAGCCAGCAGCCGGACUCCGCUCUGUGGCCACUGCAACAGCAUCAUCCGGGGCCCCUUUCUGGUAGCCAUGGGCCGCUCCUGGCACCCGGAAGAGUUCACCUGUGCCUACUGCAAGACCUCCCUGGCGGACGUGUGCUUUGUGGAGGAGCAGAACAACGUUUACUGCGAGCGGUGUUAUGAGCAGUUUUUUGCCCCAAUCUGUGCCAAGUGCAACACCAAAAUCAUGGGGGAAGUGAUGCACGCCCUGAGACAGACGUGGCACACCACCUGCUUCGUCUGUGCAGCCUGCAAGAAGCCCUUCGGGAACAGCCUCUUCCACAUGGAAGACGGGGAGCCCUACUGCGAGAAGGACUACAUCAAUCUAUUCAGCACCAAGUGUCAUGGCUGCGAUUUCCCUGUGGAGGCCGGUGACAAGUUUAUUGAAGCUCUGGGACACACCUGGCAUGACACCUGCUUCAUUUGCGCAGUCUGCCACGUGAAUCUGGAGGGGCAGCCGUUCUACUCCAAGAAAGACAAACCGCUGUGCAAGAAGCACGCGCACGCCAUCCACGUGUAGGGAGCCCAGGGCGUCGGAUGCGGACAGGCUGCGAGCUGCUCCUGCUGCUGGCAACAAAGGAUUCAAGGAGGCUGGUGUUUCUUUUGAGGGGAAAGAGGGAAGACAGGAAGCAACGGAGCCCUUUUGAAGUAUAAUUUUAGUCCUUUCUUCUGCACUCAGAUCAUGUAUUUGCAUAGUUCAGACUAGGAGCCAAAUGAAGAUUCCUAAACCAAGCUAGUAAUUAAUCCAAGACUGGAAUUGUACUUCAAAUGUUCAAGGACAGGAAUCCAAGAACGCAAGAGUGAAAAACGAAAAGUCACUUUCCCGAAGGCGGACACUUCCCUGAGGUCCCCGGAGCAGAGAUGGAGCUCAGAGCAGUUGUGGAGAAUCUGGAGCGUCUGCGGAGUUCUUUCGAGCUCCUCUGGCAAACGAGCCAAGUGCCAACAGUCCUGGCUGCGGGGUAUUUUUAGAGCCAUAGCUGAGAGCUGGUUAGCUAAGACCGAUUGGGCUUUCCUCACCAAAAAAGGAAGUGUUAUUCCAUGACUAGCGUCAUGGCUACCUCUGCACAUCAGACUUCAGGCCUUGAACAGACUCGAACAUUCUAAAGGGAGCCCAGACAUCCAAAGAGAUGUCUUCCGGGAGCCGCUGGGCAAUUGAUGGGGCUUCGGGAAGGGCUGUGGCUCAAACUGCAGAUGGUUGAGCCAAGACGGGCUCUUCCGUUACCCUCUUUCAGUCGGAAACAUUGCACUGUCCCCUGAAGGCUUCGCUCCUGUUGGAAUUGCGGUGCGCAAGUGGAAUUGGGUUUUUCCAGUUUUGCUUUGCUGUGUGUGAGAGGAGAUUUUUACGACGACUCUGGGUUGUGUUUGGCCUUUGUUUUGCUUUGUGAGGUGCGUUAGCAUGAGUGUCCCGUUUUGUGCAUGCAUUUCACUCCCAGGCCUAUGACUGCUCACUUAGUGAGUCUUCCUUAGCACCCCUUCCCCCAACAGGCUUGGUGACCUGCGGGAAAGAAGAGAGAGGCAGUGUCUGAGACAGGAUGGCAGAAUAAAUAAGUUGAGAACAUGCCCAAGCUCCGGGUGGGGAUGAAGAUUACUUUCUGCCAACCUGAGUAGGAACACACGCGUUGGCAGGCCCUCCCACUCAGAUCUGCAGCAUCCUUCUCAUAUGUUCCUUUAAAUCCAGCACGAUUACGUACAAGUGUGUUGACUGCCGGAAGGAAAAGAUGGACUGAUAGACACUUAUUCGCCAUUCUGGCCAAUAUUUUGAGAAUGGAUGAGCUCAGUUGACUUAGCAAUUAUUUAAGUAUUUAUUGAAAUAGACUUGGGUCUUCAAACUUCUUUAAAAUAUUAGUGAUAGCCUGAGUUAAGUAAGCAUUUGAAAGCUGUUUGGUGAUAGAAGCUUAGUUCCGGAGGCUGGAGAUGGGGUCGUCUCCUUCCCUUGCAGGGAGCACGGUGGCGUGCUCAUGGAGCCUGGCCUUGAGGCAGGCUGUGGGCGGCUGCCUCCCAUCUGAGCACAGCACUGGGCACUCUUCCCGUCUGCUGCUCCUCUCUCCUCACUCCUGUUUUGGAUUUUCUCUUUGCACGUUUCACAUGUUUUACGGGAAUGCAUUAGAACACUUUUUCUUCUGAGAACUGAGGCUUCCAGGGCACUGCCAUUCUACUGAGUGCGUCCCUUCUCCCCGAGGGAGAAGGAAGCAGCUAGAUGGGACCCUAGCAGGAGGCCCAUGUGUUUUUUCCAAGGGUGAAGCCACCACCAUCCUCGGGGAGUGCCAGAUGCUUUACCUUUGGAGCAAUAAGAAGGUGAACAUAAAGCACGAGGCAGCAAAGUCUGCUGGGAGUGCCUGGAGGUCUUCCAGGAGUAGCAAACAAGUAACUCAGAGCAUUCUGUUAUUUUUGGAAAGUUCAAAUAUACAGGGGACAAGGAGGUUGCUGACUAUACAGAAAGGCUCUAAGCAAAUCUUCACUGAAAACCCCCCCAAAACAACCAACUAUUAAAUUAAAUUAUCAGGGACUGGUUUUGAGGAAAGGAAAAAAAAGUCCCCUAAAGUUUCCAAAAUAUCUUUUAAAAGGAUUUACACACACACACAUACACACAAACACGUAUGAUCACUAAAAAGCGUACAGUCAGUAAAAGGAAAAGUGAAAUAUUUCAAAGGACAACCUCGUCACAGUCAUUUAUUGAAUCGGUGUUUCUACAUCUUAGUGUAGAUUGUGAGGCACUCUUAUUUACCAAAACGCAAAAUAAACAAAAAAAAUAUUUUCAAGGUAGCAAGGAGAGGAGGUAGUUUUGAAUACGGUUCCCUCGGUGUUUGUACGUUUGGCGUAGCGUCCAGGUUAAGGUUGUAUCCGUUUCAAGUUAAUACUGUGGAUGUCCUAUGACACCACACACAGUUUUUAAGCGUUCACUGUGGAGAAUACACUUUGGAUUUAUAGUUCUUGUCUCUUAAUCGUUGACAUUUAUUUAACAUUUACAAACAUUAACUUUUGGCAACUGAGUGACUUGUGUCUGCAGUGUUUGUGUUAGGAAUCUAGCUUUUAUAAUGUUAACUUUUCAACCAAGGUAUUCUUGCUUUGGGAUUUUUUUUUUUUAAUUUUAAGAUUUCAUAAGUGGAAUGUAGUGUGUUAGAGGUGUGCACAAAAAUAUUUUGCAUGUCUUUUUUUUUUUUGGCCUGUGUGAAUUCUACUUUUUAAGCAAAAUAAAACCCCAAAAAGGAUGUGCACAUACAGAUAUUUCUGUGUAAAGUUUUUUCAUGUGACACAAAACGUAGGUCAUUUCUAUGCGGCUGCAAAUAAAAGCAGGAGACAAAACAAAAUGCCCCAUGGAGAAGAAAUGCAACUCGCUAGUUCUGGUGGCUGUGUGGCCCAACGGUAGUUUAAUUGCCUUGUUUAAACAGACGAAGAUAUGUGAAUAAUACAAAUGUUUUGCAUACAAAGCGAAUUUACCAGGUAAAUAAACUGAAGACUAAGUUUUGCCUUUUC